CAAACAAAAGAGAUAGGAUUAUUAUUUGAAGUGAAUUGUGUGAGAAUCAAUUAUUAUUGGUGUUGGGUUUAGUUGAAAUUAGUUAGAAUUCAAUAUUUGAAUAUCAAAAAACAACAAUGGCAUCCUUAUCCCUCUCAUCACCCCCAUCUCUAUCCUCCUCACUUCACAAUGCCUCCACACGCCUUAACCUACGCACCCCCACCUCCCUUAAACUACGCACCAAUUACCAUUCUCACAAACACCCUUCCCUCUCCAUCAAAGCCAUAACCCUCACACAAGACGACCUUAAGAAACUCGCCGCCGAUAAAGCCGUCGAAUAUGUCAAAAGCGGCAUGGUCCUCGGCCUCGGAACCGGCUCCACCGCCGCCUUUGUCGUCUCCAAACUCGGCGACCUUCUCAACUCCGGUCAACUCACUGAUAUAAUCGGCGUUCCCACUUCCAAACGCACAGAAGAACAGGCUCGUUCCCUCGGUAUCCCUCUCUCCGUUCUCGACGAUAAUCCUCGUCUCGAUCUCGCCAUUGACGGCGCCGAUGAGGUUGAUCCUUUCCUUAACCUAGUUAAAGGCCGCGGCGGAGCUCUUCUAAGAGAAAAAAUGGUGGAAGCGGCUUCCGAUAAGUUCGUGGUGGUCGUCGACGACACGAAAUUGGUCUCCGGUCUCGGCGGAAGUGGACUUGCGAUGCCGGUGGAGGUUGUUCAGUUUUGUUGGAAAUACAAUUUGAUUAGGCUUCAGGAAUUGUUUAAGGAAGAAGGUGUUGAUGCGAAAUUGAGAUUGGAUGAAAGUGGAAAACCCUAUGUUACUGAUAAUUCUAAUUACAUUGUUGAUUUGUACUUUAAGACUCCGAUUAGAGAUGCAAAUGCUGCCGGAGCUGAGAUUUCAGCACUUGAAGGUGUUGUUGAGCAUGGUUUGUUCUUGAACAUGGCUACCUCCGUCAUCAUUGCCGGUAAAACCGGUGUUGAAGUCAAAGACAAGUGAUUUUCAUUCAUUUGAUUGAUUCGGUAAAUUAUAUUUUGAGUUUUUAUUUUCAUGUUGUUCAUGUACUAUAUUGUUUUUUUUGCUUUGGAUACAAUAAUAAUCAUAAUAAUAAGAUAAGAUAAAUAUUUACAUGUUCAUAUCUUUAGUGACGAUUUAAGAGGAAAAAAAAUGAAGAUAAGAGAUGCAAUAAGUUCAGACGAGAUAGUUUGAGUGUC
Molecule: messenger RNA, 1189 nt
Organism: Cicer arietinum (chickpea)
Lineage: Eukaryota; Viridiplantae; Streptophyta; Magnoliopsida; Fabales; Fabaceae
Product: probable ribose-5-phosphate isomerase 3, chloroplastic
Biological process (GO): pentose-phosphate shunt, non-oxidative branch
Molecular function (GO): ribose-5-phosphate isomerase activity
Source: RefSeq, a predicted model, not a curated record